AUGCCGUACAGUCUCAAGGGGCGCAAUGUGCUGAUUACAGGCGGCUCGCGCGGCCUGGGAGCCAUGGUCGCUGAGAAGUUUGCUGCUGAAGGCUCAAAUGUUGCUAUCAACUAUUGUACAAGCGAGGAGCGCGCAAAGGAGCUUGCCACGAAGAUCGAGGCAGAGCAUAAAGUUAAAGCUGUUGUCCUUCAAGGGGAUGUGGCCCUCCGCGCGGAUUGUGAAAAUCUGGUCAAAAAGACGAUUGAGCUUCUCGGAGGCAUCGACGUUAUCAUCUCGAAUGCUGGAUGGACCAAAAUUUCCCGAUUCGGGGACCUCAAUGCAUUGACGGAUGACGAGUGGGACCAGUGCUGGUCCACCAAUGUCAAAGCGAAUCUGCACCUCUUCCGAGAGGCAGAGCCAACUUUUACCGCCAACCCUGACGGAGGAGCGUUUAUUAUCACAUCUUCCGUUGCUGGAGCUACUCCUGGUGGCAGCAGCAUGGCAUACUCCGUUAGUAAAGCCGCAGGUCUGCAUAUGAUGAAGGGUCUUGCUUCUUCCCAGAGUCCAAAAAUCCGUACAAAUGCUGUACUUCCCGGGUUACUCCUCACAGAAUGGGGACAAAGAUUCACCACUGAAGUAAAGGAGGGGUAUAGAGAGAAGACGGCCUUAAAGUCGGUGCCCGACGUCGAGGAUUGUGCGGACGUGUUCAUCACCAUUGCCAAGAAUACCUCCAUGACAGGACAAGAAAUCCAAGUUGUCAGCCAAAAUUGGUUUCCAACCGGUAUGACGGAUGGAAUGGGAGGAGAUUCUAAUAUCAUGAAAGUGAGGAACGACGGAGGCUUGUGCAAGUUCAAAACUGGAGUUGCCAUCAUUGAAGAGGACCGUGGAAUGGACUGUAUAUUGAGCUUCUUGCAGCCGUCGAGUCAACCAGUUUAG
Messenger RNA from Arthroderma uncinatum, 915 nucleotides. RefSeq names its product Short chain dehydrogenase/reductase family protein. Bases 1 to 915 code for a protein of 304 amino acids. The transcript has 10 exons. The record is from RefSeq and is a predicted model, not a curated record. Gene Ontology annotation, molecular function: oxidoreductase activity. Lineage: Eukaryota; Fungi; Ascomycota; Eurotiomycetes; Onygenales; Arthrodermataceae.